Danaus plexippus (monarch butterfly) is the source of this 1294-nucleotide messenger RNA. Its product is annotated as zinc finger protein 846-like. The record is from RefSeq and is a predicted model, not a curated record. Gene Ontology annotation, biological process: regulation of transcription by RNA polymerase II. NCBI's taxonomy places the organism in Eukaryota, Metazoa, Arthropoda, Insecta, Lepidoptera, Nymphalidae. The transcript has 6 exons. Gene Ontology annotation, cellular component: nucleus. The coding region runs from base 215 to 1168 and encodes 317 amino acids. Gene Ontology annotation, molecular function: RNA polymerase II cis-regulatory region sequence-specific DNA binding; zinc ion binding; DNA-binding transcription factor activity, RNA polymerase II-specific.
AUUGAUAUUGACAUUAGCCUGUUGCUGUCAGCAGUCAGCUCAUAAACUGAGGCUGGCCAAAACUUACUGUGUUGUUAUUGCUAAUUGCUACACUUGUUCUACAUUGGUUUAGUAAACAAAAAUAUUUUUAACAUAUAGAAUCGCUAAAACUUAUUACUUUAAAAUAAUAAACUAGUUGUAAUAUAAAAGUUGUUUGUAUUAAAACGCAUACAAAAUGGAAAAUACAGUCUUUAAUGACAGUACAGUGUGCUGCAUUUGUUUUGAAAUUCAAAAUGAAGCAAUUCCAUUAUAUACACAAGAAUAUGGGAUUCCGCUCUACGAGAAACUAUUGAACUAUACAAACAUUAAUUUAAAUAUUGAAGAAAGUAUAAAAGCUCUCAUCUGCAGACGAUGUUUGAACGAAUUAAAAGUAUGUGUACAAUUUUUAACUAAAUGUUUAAAGGCCAGUGAAUAUUUUAAACAUGCUAAGUCAACAGUCAAUGAUAUGCAUCUGAAUGUGGAGGCUCCUGAAGAUCGUAAGACAGAAUGCAAUAAUGACACUACACAAGCUAGUGAUGUUGAAGUCAAGCAGAUGAGGGAUACACAUGAUGAAGAUGUUAAUAAAGAUUCAGACUUCUCCUGCCAGUUCUGCUCCAAAGUAUUUACUCGGAAGUUUAAUCUGAAGUUGCAUGAACUGCGGCACGUGUCCUGUUCCUAUCCCGGCAGUGCUCGCCCCCGGCCCGCCCGCUCCUGUCCGUUGUGUCCAAAGUCCUACACCAGCUACACAAACCUCAAGGAUCACAUGAGAACACACACCGGUGAGAGACCGUUUGUGUGCUCCGACUGUGGGAAAGCUUUUGGAAGUAAAAAGAUAUUGAAUGAUCACAUGAGAAUACAUACUGGUGUGAAGCCGUACAUGUGUCCGGUGUGUGGGAGGCAGUUCACCACUAACAAGCUGUCGGCUCACAUGCGGAGACACGCUUCCGUGCUCGGCGCUACGCGUGCUCCGCGCGCCGCCUCGAGCACGCCCCGCGCCGAACGCGCGAGCAUGGCCCGCGCGGAGCACGCGUGCUCGCUGUGUCCCGCGCGGUACAACCACAAGCAGUCGCUCAACAAACACAUACGGAAGGUUCACGGCCUGAAUCCUUCGCAGGUGUGUGAGAGGAACGAGGGUGUCGGGUUCACUUGAAGAACCGCUCCAGAAAGAUAUAAAAUGAAACCAAAGAUAGAAUAUACUCCUGAGGGAAAUGUAGUGUUUUAUUGAUAAGACAGUGUUUGAUGAUCUUACUGUGAUAAAUAUAUGGGAUCUGAACUA